Molecule: messenger RNA, 591 nt
Organism: Pelobates cultripes (western spadefoot toad)
Lineage: Eukaryota; Metazoa; Chordata; Amphibia; Anura; Pelobatidae
Source: the annotation of a GenBank genome assembly
AUGUGGGAAUACAGCACAGCGCCCCCUCUGGCAGCAUGUGGGAAUACAGCACAGCGCCCCCUCUGGCAGCAUGUGGGAAUACAGCACAGCGCCCCCUCUGGCAGCAUGUGGGAAUACAGCACAGCGCCCCCUCUGGCAGCAUGUGGGAAUACAGCACAGCGCUCCCUCUGGCAGCAUGUGGGAAUACAGCACAGCGCCCCCUCUGGCAGCAUGUGGGAAUACAGCACAGCGCCCCCUCUGGCAGCAUGUGGGAAUACAGCACAGCGCCCCCUCUGGCAGCAUGUGGGAAUACAGCACAGCGCCCCCUCUGGCAGCAUGUGGGAAUACAGCACAGCGCCCCCUCUGACAGCAUGUGGGAAUACAGCACAGCGCCCCAUCUGGCAGCAUGUGGGAAUACAGCACAGCGCCCCCUCUGGCAGCAUGUGGGAAUACAGCACAACGCCCCUCUGGCAGCAUGUGGAAAUACAGCACAGGGCCCCCUCUGGCAGCAUGUGGGAAUACAGCACAGCGCCCCCUCUGGCAGCAUGUGGGAAUACAGCACAGCGCCCUCCUCUGGCAGCAUGUGGGAAUCCAGCACAGCACCCCCUCUGA